Molecule: messenger RNA, 1256 nt
Organism: Nelumbo nucifera (sacred lotus)
Lineage: Eukaryota; Viridiplantae; Streptophyta; Magnoliopsida; Proteales; Nelumbonaceae
Product: Ribosomal protein S5 family protein
Biological process (GO): translation
Cellular component (GO): mitochondrial small ribosomal subunit; ribosome
Molecular function (GO): structural constituent of ribosome; RNA binding
Source: RefSeq, a predicted model, not a curated record
AGGCUCCGAUGGUUCAUCUGGAUAGAUAAGCCUCUACUUAACUAUUUCGAACUUGCAGAAGAGAUUGGUUUAUCGAUCUAUUCACCCUCUCCUCCUCCAAUCUCUCCUUUCUAUUCACAGCAAUGGCUGCCUCUUCAAUUGCCCUGUCUUCGUUCUCGUCACUGUCUGUCCGCACAUCUCACCCAAGUUCGUUUUUCAAGGUUUCCUCAGAGCCCCUGACCACCAACUUCGCCUUCUCACUCGUCAAAACCAGCAAACCAAUACCCUCAACAACAUGUUCUCUCUCAUUCUCCUCAAAACCCCACAAGAUCAGACCCUGUCAAGCGAAGUCCAACGACAUCGAUACUACAUUCUUCGACCAAGUAGACCCGGAAGGUGAUAUCACUUUCGAACCCAUUGAGCCUCCGGAAGGCUACGUGCCCCCUCCGGCCUUUGACGAGGGUCCAUCGGAGACGGAGGAUGAGAUUGCCGCUGCGUAUGAGGAGCUUUACGGACCCGCUUAUAGCGGUGAGAGCGUGCUCGGCAGUGACAUCUAUGUGAUGAAUUCUAAGGUGAAGAAGACAGGUGGGUUUGGGUCGAAGACCAAGAGGGAGAAGGUGAGAGACGGGUUUGAGGAACGGGUGGUUCAGGUGAGAAGGGUGACUAAGGUGGUUAAGGGUGGGAAGCAACUGCAUUUCAGGGCUAUUGUCGUGGUUGGGGAUAAGCAGGGGCAGGUGGGAGUUGGUGUAGGGAAGGCCAAGGAGGUCAUUGCGGCCGUUCAGAAGUCGGCGACGAAUGCCCGGAGGAAUCUCAUUACUGUGCCGAUGACGAAGUACAAGACUUUCCCUCACAGAUCUGAUGGAGAUUUUGGGGCAGCAAAAGUGAUGCUGAGACCUGCUUCACCUGGUACUGGUGUGAUUGCUGGAGGAGCUGUGCGAAUCGUUUUAGAAAUGGCAGGUGUGGAGAAUGCUCUGGGGAAACAGCUUGGGAGUAAGAAUGCUCUCAACAAUGCCAGAGCAACUGUAGUUGCUGUUCAGAAGAUGAGACAGUUCCGUGAUGUUGCUCGUGAGCGUGGGAUCCCCAUGGAAGAACUCUGGAAAUGAUGAGACCAGUGGGAAUCAUUUGUUUAAGUUAGAUUUUAUACCGAGAACUUUUGGUAUGCAAGCUUCUUGUUCUUGUCUUGAUAAGGGAUUUGUAGUCCAUUCAUUGUUCUCUCAUGUUGUAAUCCUCUUUCAUGAAAACAAAUUAGUCAAUGAAGAUUUUUCACCCCAGUGCUA